AUGCCUCAUGCGAGGAAGAGGGAGUAUAAGAAAGCUCCGAAGGAUUAUGAGCUGCAGUAUGUUGAAGUGAUUCAAAGACAUCACAAGCGUACUCCUUACGCUGCAAACGCAUUUCCCGUGGAGCCAUACCAAUGGAACUGCGAUAACCAAGGCCUAUACUAUUUCGGCCGCCAAUUCACUGAAUCCCCCAAACCCAACGCCCAAGGCUAUUGGAAAGGCUUCACCUCCGAAAUCAACCCCUUCAUCCCUUCCGGAUGGAUCGGAUCCUGCCAAUUUCCUCAAAUCACAGCUGAAGGUCUCGAUGAUUCUUGGGUCCAUGGAAAGGAUCUCUAUGAAGUCUACCACGAUCUUUUGAAAUUCAUUCCAGGCCGCAAGGAAGAUUGGCGUAGUAAAGUCAUGUUCAGAGUUACCAACAACCAGAUUACGAGUCAGGUUGCUGGUAUGUUCAUCAACGGCAUGUAUCAGACCACCGAAUCCGUCCCGCUGCUUAUCCAACAAGCGGGCGUGGAUAGUCUUGAGCCGCAGUACAAGUGCAGCGUUGGAAGCCAGUUGACGAGCGCUAUCAAAUCUUCUUCUAACAAGAACUGGCAAGCGCAUCUUGAUAGGACAAAGGAUCUUUACAAAACGCUCGACGACAUCUCUGGUGUGCCAUCUAACGAUGUUGGUUUCCAUGAGAGCUUCGAUCACUACUACGAUAACCUUUCCGCUCGCCAAUGCCACAAGAAACCUUUCCCAUGCAAACUAGUCAACAGGAAGAACUCAACUACCUGCGUUGACCAAACACUCGCUGACAAGGUCUAUCGUCUCGGUCAAUGGGAAUAUUCCCAAAUGUAUCGCGACGCACCCGAGUCCCUUGCCGCAUCUGCUACUUCGUGGGGCGUCUGGAUCGCCGAGCUAGCGAGCCACUUCCGCGCCGUCAUAGCCGGCAAGCAAGAUCUCUUGUAUCUUCACAACUUUGCGCACGAUGGCUCUAUCAGUCGAUUGUUGAGUAUUCUUCAGAUCGAUGUGAUGGUUUGGCCGGGUAUGGGAAGUGAAGUUGUUUUUGAGCUGUACAAGAAGGAGGAGUACUUUGUGAGGGUUCUUUGGAGUGGCAAGACGUUGAAGUCUUCGCAUCCGGAUCUGGGCAAGAUGGAAAUGGUGCCAGUGAGGACUCUUCUGAAGUAUUUUGAUGGGCUGACAGGGAAGGAUGCUAGUCUUGUCAAGGGACGAUGCUCCGGGGAUGUUCCUCUGUGA
Molecule: messenger RNA, 1233 nt
Organism: Fusarium tjaetaba
Lineage: Eukaryota; Fungi; Ascomycota; Sordariomycetes; Hypocreales; Nectriaceae
Product: Counting factor 60
Exons: 2
Coding region: 1-1233 (410 amino acids)
Biological process (GO): dephosphorylation
Molecular function (GO): phosphatase activity
Source: RefSeq, a predicted model, not a curated record